AUGGGUGGCGCAAACCGCGACGGUGGCAAGGCCAAGCCUCUGAAGGCCCCCAAGAAGCAGAACAAGGAGAUGGAUGAAGAGGACAUUGCCUUUCCGAGAAGAAGAAGGCCGGUAGGUGAAACUUCGUUCAUGUUUCCCCUCGAUCUUUGCGCUGACCAUACUGCGCCACAACAGAGGAGAAGGCCCGCAAGGAGAUGGCCCUCAAGGGCUCAGGGCAAGGGCCCUCUGGCGAGCGGCGGCAUCAAGAAGAGCGGCAAGAAAUUAGACGAAGUUUCCGGGAUCGACCAUCGACGACCGAAAAUGAAAAGCACGAUCUGCCCGAGCAACAUCGGACAUCAAAGGCACGGAACGUGCUUCGCGGCGCGGGAAUGGAGUCAUUUGGCUUAG
Messenger RNA from Verticillium alfalfae VaMs.102, 387 nucleotides. RefSeq lists its product with no specific name. The record is from RefSeq and is a predicted model, not a curated record. Bases 1 to 387 code for a protein of 128 amino acids. Lineage: Eukaryota; Fungi; Ascomycota; Sordariomycetes; Glomerellales; Plectosphaerellaceae. The transcript is spliced from 2 exons.